Molecule: messenger RNA, 1236 nt
Organism: Suillus discolor
Lineage: Eukaryota; Fungi; Basidiomycota; Agaricomycetes; Boletales; Suillaceae
Product: NADP-dependent oxidoreductase domain-containing protein
Exons: 8
Coding region: 304-1236 (310 amino acids)
Cellular component (GO): cytosol
Molecular function (GO): aldose reductase (NADPH) activity
Source: RefSeq, a predicted model, not a curated record
GUGCCACUAGGUGCGUACGACAAUAUAUAUCACUAGGAAACACCAUUAGAAGACUCAUCAGCAUGUCCACAUCCCACCGUGCCAUAUAAAGUGGAGAAACACUUUCGCUGUGAUCCCCAGCAGCUUGACAUAUUCUUCCAGCACAGUUCUAGCAUGUUCAGCUGUUCAUCUUUGCUAACCUCCUUCGAGGCCCGAGGGAGACCCGGGCCGUCAUUUCCCCGAAAACGCAUGUGCGUAGGAUAAGAAGUUGCAUAUGAUGUAACGCUGUUUUUCGCUCUCACCUCACAGUAUCUCCUGCGGACAAUGUCUUUCGGAAAGGUUAUUCAGCUGAAUACAGGUGCAACCAUCCCCGAGAUCGGUCUCGGCACCUGCUCUGAUCAAAACAAAGUCGAAAGUGCUGUCGAGAUCGCUGUCCGCAAUGGUUACCGUCACCUUGAUCUUGCCAUGAUCUACCAGAAUCAGGACGAGGUCGGACGCGCGCUGAAGAAAGUCAUAUUGUCUGUCGUUACUCGCGAGCAGCUUUUCAUUACCUCGAAACUCUGGAACUGCUCGCAUCAACAAGGACCAGCUGAGGCAGAGCUUGACGAGACGCUGAAGCAGCUUGGACUCACCUACCUCGAUCUCUAUCUUGUACACUGGCCUGUUGCAUUCGAGCCUGGACACGGUCUUAGGCCUUCACAUCCGACUAAGGAAGGAGAAGCAUACUUGGACCUUAAGACCUCCCUUGUCAAAUCUAUUGGCGUUUCCAAUUUCACGAUCGAGCACAUUCAAGGCUUGAUUGACGCUACUGGCGUCGCUCCUGCUGUGAACCAGAUUGAGGCCCACCCUCUGCUUCCUCAAGAUGACCUCGCUGCCUACUGCAAGCAGGUAGGCGUCCAUAUCACCGCUUACAGUCCGCUAGGCAACAACGGCGUUGGCAAGCCUAUGCUUACCGAAAACGUUGUAGUGAAAGAAGUCGCUGAGAAACUCGGCGCAACCCCUGCCCAGGUUCUCGUUGCUUGGGGAGUUUACCGGGGCUACUCUGUUAUCCCAAAGUCUGUGCAGGAGGGCCGAAUUAUCUCAAACUUCAAGCAGAUUGCACUCAGCAAGGAAGACUACGAAAAGGUUACAGCGAUUGGAGCGCCAGGCAACUUUGAGCGUUUCAAUAUUCCUUUUCGUUAUAUACCUAAGUGGGACAUCAAUCUCUUUGAUGAUGAACUUGAAAAGACUGCUACCUACCGGGUCAAUAUUGUAUAG